GCUCCUCCAGAUCCCAGUCGCCUUGGAGUCCGCAACCCAAACUUUGUAAGCAGAGCCCUGCGGGCUCCUUGGGGACCUCUGCCCUAUGCGGUGGCCACAGAGGAAGUGUUAGCCGAGCCAGUGGUGGAGUUGAUGGUAGUGGUUUGUGUCCUACUGUCAUCCCUGCUGGUGGCUUUAGAGACGCUUCCCAUCCUGGCUCAGCCAGGCUGGGAAGACAUGAGGAUAUUGCUGGCCGCACUGGAGAAUGGGAUCUGCAUGGUGUUCAUGAUCGAGUUUGCAUGCCGGUGGUACUCACGCUCGCUUCGGCCGACCUACAUCCUCAAGCCGCUGGUCAUAAUUGACAUCCUCGCCUUCACCCCGCUGUUGCUCCGCCUGAUGGGCAUCACUGAAUCAGACACGAUGGCUGCGGUCAUUGCUGGCGUCCGGCUUCUGCGCGUGUUUCGCCUUCAGCGCUUUCUGCAAGACUACGAUGGCUUUUUGACACUUGCGACUCAAGGCCUGGGCAUCGACCCAAAGUAUGUCACCCCUGUCCAGCUCGAAGUGACGCGAGUGCUGCUAUCUGUCUUCACGCUGCUGUACACAGCUACAGGGGCCAUCUAUGCGGCGGAGCACGAACUGAACCCACAGUUCCCGGACUUCUUCACAGCUUUGUACUUCGGCCUUACAACACUGACCACUGUCGGCUUUGGCGACAUUACGCCAAUCACCGUUCAAGGCCGCCUGGUUGUGGCUGCUUCGAUUUUGGCAGGAGUUGCGGUCAUCCCGUACCAGCUCAGUAGACUGGCAGAGGUCUUUAUGGCCUCAACCAGUUUUGACCGGCGGGGCCUUACUUUCAGCAGCAUCCAGGACGUCCAGGAUAGCUCGGACCGUCAAUGUCCCAACUGCAAGGCAUCGCCCCACCGCAAAGAUGCUGCCUUCUGCUGGCGGUGUGGUGAAGUGAUGCCCGUGGAGUAA
Molecule: messenger RNA, 954 nt
Organism: Symbiodinium pilosum
Lineage: Eukaryota; Dinophyceae; Suessiales; Symbiodiniaceae
Source: the annotation of a GenBank genome assembly